Molecule: messenger RNA, 699 nt
Organism: Mycena indigotica
Lineage: Eukaryota; Fungi; Basidiomycota; Agaricomycetes; Agaricales; Mycenaceae
Exons: 2
Coding region: 70-699 (209 amino acids)
Source: RefSeq, a predicted model, not a curated record
UUUUUCGUCCGUCGUUUCUCUGCGCCUUCUUUAUCCUCCCACUUUUUCUUUCCUUCAAAUUUUUUGGUUAUGCGGGCGAGCUUUUCGAGAGUUUUGUGUCUUUGUGUGUUUAACUUGAGCUUCCUCUGCUGCCUGGUCCGUUCCUUGCCUAUCAAGGAGGAUCUCAAGCCAGGGAUGCCCAGCGAGGCCGCAAUAUUCUCUCAUCCAUCCCACCAUGAUGACGACCGCCGACCACAUGUCCCCACCGCGCGUUACGCGACGAUAACACUGGUCCUCAUCUGCAUCGCUGGCGCUGCGGCAUUGCUCAGUCUCUUCGGCUGUUUGCGGAGCUACCUUCGCACGGCGCCAUACGACGCGGAGAAGGCACAUGCAGACCUGGAGCGCGUCAGGCAAGAAGUCGCGGUCGCAGAGCGAGACCAGUUACUCGGCAUCAACAACCGUCCCGGGCGGGUGUCGAUGCCGCUACCCCCGCCACCCUAUUUGCGCCCGCCGUCUUAUGCUGAGAAUGACCCUCACGUACCCGAAACACGGGUAGCUGGACCGCUGUUGGGCACAAUAACGGAGUCGUCGCUGGCGCGGUACGAAGAAGUGCCUAUGCCGCCCCCAAUACACGCGCGAUCCCCAUCGGCGGAGUCCCAGGCGUCCGCUGAUUCAGACGCGGAAGCUCCAGAGCGUCAGCGGCUGCUUACCCACUCGUAG